Messenger RNA from Rhineura floridana, 3986 nucleotides. RefSeq names its product poly(ADP-ribose) polymerase family member 10 (gene PARP10). Gene Ontology annotation, molecular function: NAD+ poly-ADP-ribosyltransferase activity; zinc ion binding; nucleic acid binding. Bases 76 to 3609 code for a protein of 1177 amino acids. NCBI's taxonomy places the organism in Eukaryota, Metazoa, Chordata, Lepidosauria, Squamata, Rhineuridae. The record is from RefSeq and is a predicted model, not a curated record. Gene Ontology annotation, biological process: negative regulation of gene expression. The transcript is spliced from 11 exons. Gene Ontology annotation, cellular component: cytoplasm; nucleus.
CAGGGCAGGCGAGGUGCCGCAAAGAGUUGUGGGUAUUGUAGCCUCCCCUUCGGGGCUGCUCCUACAGCUGCGGAGAUGGAAGCGCCGCGCACCUUCGACGAGGGGGCCGGGCCGGGUUGCCGCCUCCUACUCCGGGAUCCCUCGCGGAUUAUACCUGCACCAAGCAGCAUGGCAGAGGGGCAGGCGGCGGCCGUGGAAGUGCGCGGGGUCCCCCCAGACGUGGCGGACGAGCUGCUGGUGCUUUACUUCGAGAACCGGCGCCGCUCAGGCGGCGGGCCUGUGCAGAGCUACCGGCGGAGGGGCAGCCGCGCCACCCUCACUUUCGAAAGCCCCGAAGAUGCACAACGGAUCCUCUCCAGAACCGACCACAUCCUGCAAGAUGCUCCUUUGGCUGUCCAGCCGGCAGCCCCUCGGGAUUAUGGGAAAGUGGUCCUUCAGGGCCUGAACCCCCAGACCAGCCUUGACCUACUGGAGCUCUAUGUGGAGCGUAUGUUGAAUUGUGAAAAGGGCGAUUACUCAGUCUACCGUAGCCAUGGCGGGGACCGGGCGCUGGUGCAGCUGCAGGAACCGCUCAGCAAUGCAGCAGAGUUCCUGACCUUGGCGGAGCAAGUGCAAAUUCGGCAGCUGGAUGGGGCCAGCCUGUCCCUGGACUGGGUGGAGCAGACAGACAGCCUCCUUGUCCGGAGUUGUGGCGGCAGCUGCCUGAAGCAGGAUCUGCUGGAGCUAUACUUCGAGAGCAAGCGCAGUGGCGGGGGCCAGGUGCGGGCCGUGAGGCUGCUUGGGGGGGGCACAGUGGCCAUUGUCUCCUUCCAGGACCGCGCAGUGGCGGAGAGGGUCCUGCAGAGGACCCACCGGCUCCCGGAUGACAGCCUGGCCGUCUCCCCUCACUAUGACUUCCUGGAGCCCACGCAACAACAGGAGGCGAGGGCAGCAGCUUGGAGGGCCGUGCCACUGGACGGAGCAUUGCCACCGACCUGCAUCCCUGUUCCAGAUAGAGCCACGCGGCAGCUGCUGCAAUCGCAUUGUGUCCUGCAGGAGCUGGGAGCCCCCGUCCCAGAGUGCGCGCUUGCCCUAGAGGAAGGCGGGCUGCACGUCUCGGGGGGUGACCCAGCUCGCCGGCAGCAGCUGUUGCAACACAUCCAGGCAGCCUUGCAGGGAGUGGUUCAAGAACACUGGCCCUCCUCGGACUGGGCCCUCGGCCUCCUGCAGCGGGAGGAUGUCAAAGGGCGCCUGGCAGAGCAGCUUGCCGAGCAGGGGCUAGGGGCCGCCUACGUCCCUGCUGCAGGCCAGGUGCUGGUGGUGGCCCUGAAGCCUUCUGCUGUGCCCCAGGCCACGUCCCUUCUUGGCUCGGUCCUGGCCUCCUUCAGCCUGCCCUUGUCGGAGCGGCACCUCCCAGCCCUGGCCUCCCCUCGCUGGGCACAGGUGCAGGCGGGACUGUGCUGUUGCCUCGUGCGCCUGGCAGAGAGCGGGGAGCAGUUGGAGGGCCUGACCCUGGCCGGGCUGGAGCAGGAGAACGUGGGGCAGCUGGCAGCCUUCCUGCAGGACUGCAUGCCUGACGAGACCCUGGUGCCCAUGGAGGCGGGCGCCCUCCGCUACCUGCAGCUCCGCCACCAAGACCUGCUGGCGGGCAUCGCCAACGUCACGCUCUUGCCUCUGGAGGGAGCUGACCUCACUGGCUUGCGGCUGAGUGGGGAAGCCUGCGCGUGCCAGGCGGCAGCUGAGCUCCUCCAGAGCCUGCUCAGCGCCAUCCACACCCAGACCGUGACGCUGCAGCUGCCCGGCGUGAGCCGCUUCCUGCUGGAGAACCGCGGGCGGGAAGAGGUCCGGGACUUGGAGCGGCGUUUCCGUUGUGUCAUUGGCCUUGACAGGGUCCACUGGAGACCGCUGGAAGCCCAGCAUGAACUGGAACUGUCUCAGGAGCCACUGGCCCUGAGCUGCCGGCGGGACUCCCUGCAUGGAGCAGAGCAGCCGGGGGGCCAGUGUGGCGCUGCUGGGGAGUGGAGCGGAGCCAACCUGGAAGAGAUCAAGGGUCUGCUGGCCACCCUGCAGCCUUCCAGCAUUGCUGUCCCCACAGCGGAAGCAGAGUCCUGGGCUCUGGGAAGCAGCAGGAUGGAGGAAGAGGAGGACCUUUACACAGCGCCUGAGGAGCCAAAGGCAGCCACAGUCCCCUCUCCUGCCAGCGUGGAGGAGGCUGGCUGGGCAGACAUUGCCACCAUUGAGGAAGGACCGCUGACCUUUGCGGGCCCCGAGAGCAGCGUGGAGGAAGAGGAGGCCCAGCUGCUGUUGGCCAUCCAGCAGUCCAUGGACAGUGCACGGCAGGAGGAGGAGCAGCUGCGCUGGGCCACGGAGCUCUCCCUGCGUUCCUGGGAGCAGGAGCAAGCCCCCAGCCCAGACGCCGCCACCCUCUCGGCGAUGAGCAUCUCCCUGGAGGAGGCGCUGCAGGCAGCCGAUUCAGUUCAGCUUGUGGUCUUUGUUGGGUCAGAGGAAGAUGUGGGGCCCUUGGCCCAGGGGCUGGAAUUGGCGCUGCGGGCCCAGCUGCGGGAGGAGACCGUGCACAGCGAGGCCUUGCAGUCUCUGCCGGCCCUCUGCCGCAGCUAUCUGGCGCAUCUAGAGCGGAAGCACGCCGUCCGCAUCUCGCUGGCCGGUGCAGUGGCCACAGUGUGUGGCUUUGCUGACUACCCUGUGGCUGCCACCCGUGACCUUGCGCUCCUUCUCACCCGGUUGCUGCGUGCAGAGGAGGCUGGCAGGGGCUCCGGGGACGUCCGCUGGGUCCACUGGGAGUCCUUGGGGCGUGGUUCUCCCACCCCGUAUUCAGCUCAGGCCAGCGCCCUUCUGGAGCAAGCCUGGCACCGAGGGCACAAGCGCCUGGACGUGUUCUUUGAUGGGCGGCCCUUCACCAUUGACUUUGAGCGCAUGGAAGAGUACGACCUCAGCAGUGCCCACACUCUGCCCAUUGGCCGCAUUGAGCCCCCAGCCCCACCCCCCACCCCAGGCCCUCCUGGCCCCAUGGCCCUGGCCGAGGACGAAGUAAAGCUGGUGCUGCUCACUGAGGGCUCGGAGGAGUUCCGGGAGACGGUUCGGCGCUUCUAUGACACGCUUGAGGAUUUCCACAACAAAAUACGCAUCAUCAAGGUGGAGAAGUUGCUGCACCCGCUGCUCUACCAGCAGUACCAGCUGAAGAAAGUGGCCAUGCAGAAGGCCUGUGGGCAGCAAGAAGCGGAGCGUGUCCUCUACCACGGCACCACGGAACAGUCCUGCCGUGAGAUCUGCCAGCAUGGCUUCAACCGCAGCUUCUGUGGCAAGAACGCCACGCGCUACGGCUACGGUGUGUACUUUGCCGUGAAGGCCUUCAUCUCGGUGCAGGAGCAGUACUCUCCCUCCAGCAGCAAUGGCAACAAGUACAUCUUUGUGACCCGGGUGCUGACCGGGGACUACGUGCUGGGCAGCCAGAGCAUGCGAGCGCCACCCCUGCGAGAAGGGGAUGCUGCGCUGCGGCGCUAUGAUAGCACAGUGGACAGCCCCCAUACUCCUGCCAUCUUUGUCAUCUUCAAUGACACGCAGGCUUAUCCCCAGCACCUCAUCACCUGCAGGUGGUCUAAGCCCCAUUGAAGGGGUGUGGGAGGACGGGUGGCUGUUCUGCCCUCGUGCGCUCUUUCCCCUUCCAGACCCACAAGUGUCCUUUCUGCUGGUGGGUGAAAGAGAACAUGUUGGCACUUGGGUAAAGGGUGGAGGGCAGGUAAGAUGCCUGACUGUGGCCCUCUUGGGCUGGUGAAGUGCCUGAGUCUACACCCAGCACCUUGUGGGACAGGUGCUGGGCCUCACCUGCCUGCGGACUGUACUCCCGGGGAGGCUCUGCUGACACCAAGAGGCCUCCUUUGGGGGAUGGUGCUACUGGUGCCUGCUUGGACCACCACUUUGAAGAGUGAGCAUUGCAAGGGUGGGAAAGGGUUGUGCAUUAAAAGGCACACAAUAAAGAGGCAAACGUG